Molecule: messenger RNA, 316 nt
Organism: Racocetra persica
Lineage: Eukaryota; Fungi; Glomeromycota; Glomeromycetes; Diversisporales; Gigasporaceae
Source: the annotation of a GenBank genome assembly
AUUCAUUUUUCUUGGAUAUGCAUCAUAUAUUGGAUUAAGUCAAUCUCUAACAACAUAUAAAUUUUCUAAUGAACGUGAUGUGAUUUAUACUAUAUCUGGAAUGGAAGUUAAUUCGUUUUUAGAUCUUUUUAGUGCUGUAGUUGCAGCAUAUAAUUGGGAUUCAAUUUCAUUAGAUACUUGGGGUUUUUGGCCUCUCGUCAUAAUUGAUGGAAAACGUGCCGUACUCUAUCAUCAAAGAUAUUUGAUUUCUUAUUAUGCAUUUCUUGAACUUUCUGCUUUUACCUUAGGACACAGUGAUUAUGAUUCCAGGCUUAAG